AUGAGAAUUUUAGUGUUUGAAAAACGAAACAAUAGGUUUUUGCCAACUAGGAAGAACAGGGAGAGGCGGAGACUAGAAAAAGAAACACGUGAAUCAAUUCUGAAGCUUAUUGAGACCAAGAGCAACACGGGAGAAAAUGCAAGAAAUGUACUAAGUUCUUUGAUGUGUUCCUACAAGAAUGAGGUUGGUGGAGAAGAAAAGUUAAGGGUGGAAGAAAUUAUAGAUGAAUGUAAAACCAUCUACUUUGCUGGGAAGGAAACUACAGCUAACUUGUUAACUUGGACACUUCUUCUAUUAGCAAAACAUCAGGAAUGGCAAAGUAAGGCACGUGAAGAAGUUCUUCGUGUUAUUAAACACAAUCAACUUCCUGUUGCGGACAAUUUAAGCGACCUUAAGAUUGUUAGCAUGAUAAUUAACGAAACACUUCGGCUCUAUCCUCCAGCAGUGAUGCUAAUGAGGCAAGCCUCUAAAGAUGUGAUGCUUGGAAGCAUUAAUGUUCCUGCUAAGACUCAACUCUAUUUGGCAUUGACUGCUGUUCAUCAUGACAGAGAAAUCUGGGGUGAAGAUUGCCAUAACUUCAAUCCAACAAGAUUUAGCGAGCCUCGGAAACAUUUAGCUGCAUUCAUUCCUUUUGGAUUAGGCCCUCGAACUUGUGUUGGGCAAAAUUUGGCAAUGGUUGAGGCAAAGAUUGCUCUUUCUUUGAUCAUUCAAAGUUACAGUUUUGUGCUAUCUCCAAACUAUGUUCAUGCUCCUGUACUUUUUAUCACUUUGCAGCCUCAGUGUGGGGCGCAAAUCAUUUUCAGAAGGAUUUCAUAUUGAUGAUUUGUUACUUCCUUUUCCCUUUUCUGUCCUAAUGUGAUUUUUAACCCUGAAGUAUUAUAGCUAUAACAUUUUACUCUUUUUACUUGCAAACCUCAUGUAAACCAGCUUUGAUAACCAGUAAAACCUUUUUAAGUUAAA
Molecule: messenger RNA, 960 nt
Organism: Vigna umbellata (rice bean)
Lineage: Eukaryota; Viridiplantae; Streptophyta; Magnoliopsida; Fabales; Fabaceae
Source: RefSeq, a predicted model, not a curated record